Sphenostylis stenocarpa is the source of this 1233-nucleotide messenger RNA. NCBI's taxonomy places the organism in Eukaryota, Viridiplantae, Streptophyta, Magnoliopsida, Fabales, Fabaceae. The record is from the annotation of a GenBank genome assembly.
AUGAAGAACAUGAAUCUAAAAAUCAUUGCAUUGAUCAUUGCCACUGCAUUUUCUGUGUGGUGUUCAAGCUGCACUGCCUCACGUGUCAGCCACUGGAGGAAACUCAAAGCAACUUCUGCUACUUUUAAUGUAUUGGAUUAUGGUGCCAAAGGUGAUGGACAUGCAGAUGACACAAAGGCCUUUGAAGAAGCAUGGGAAGCUGCUUGUAAGGUGGAGGGUUCAACAAUGGUUGUUCCAUCUGGUUCUGUAUUUUUGGUGAAACCAAUCUCUUUCUCAGGUCCUAACUGUGAGCCAAACAUUGUUUUUCAGCUUGAGAAGAUUACAAUAAGAGGUAAAGGUGUCAUUGAUGGCCAAGGCUCUGUGUGGUGGAAUGACUCACCAACUUCCAACCCCACAGAAGUGAUGAUGGUGGAAAGCACUGGAAGACUUCCAACCACAAAACCAACAGCCUUGAGGUUCUAUGGAAGUGAUGGUGUAACAGUGACAGGCAUGACAAUUCAGAACAGCCAACAGACCCACCUGAAGUUUGACUCCUGCACAAACAUUCAAGUCUUUGAUAUAAACCUUUCAUCACCUGGUGAUAGCCCCAACACUGAUGGAAUUCACCUGCAGAACUCCAAAAACGUGGUUAUUUUCAGCAGCACACUUGCUUGUGGUGAUGACUGCAUAUCGAUACAAACUGGUUGCUCAGACAUAUACGUUCACAACGUGAAUUGUGGACCUGGCCAUGGAAUCAGCAUUGGAAGUCUUGGCAAGGAGAACACCAAAGCCUGUGUCACAAACAUCACUGUUAGGGAUGUUAACAUCCAAAAUACUCUCACUGGUGUCAGAAUCAAAACAUGGCAGGGUGGUUCUGGCUCAGUCCAAAACAUCAUGUUCUCAAACGUUCAAGUUUCUGGCGUUGAAACUCCAAUCUCCAUUGACCAAUACUAUUGUGAUGGUGGCAGGUGCAGAAAUGAGUCAUCAGCAGUUGCAGUGUCUGGCAUACAUUAUGUGAACAUAAAAGGAACAUACACUAAGAACCCUAUUUAUUUUGCAUGCAGUGAUAGCUUACCUUGCACCGGCAUAACCCUUGACACCAUUCAGCUACAAUCAUCUCAAAACCCUAAUAAUGUACCCUUUUGUUGGGAAGCAUUUGGGGAAUUAAAGACCAAAACAAUCCCUCCUGUUGAAUGUCUUCAGAGAGGAAACCCAUCACAAUCAAAAUUUGAUUCCAACAUUGUUUCUUGCUGA